AUGUCUUAUGCAUACCUCUUCAAAUACAUAAUAAUCGGAGACACCGGAGUCGGAAAGUCUUGCCUUCUUCUUCGAUUCGCUGACAACCAAUUCCAACCCGUCCACGACAUAACAAUAGGUGUCGAAUUCAAUGUAAGGACAAUCAACAUUGACAACAAACCAAUCAAGUUACGAAUAUGGGACACAGCAGGUCAAGAAAAAUUCAAAUCAAUAACAAGAUCGUAUUACAGAGGAGCCGCGGGUGCAUUACUGGUUUAUGAUAUAACAAGGAGAGAAACAUUUGAUCACUUAGCUAACUGGUUAGAAGAUGUGAAGGAACAUGCUAAUUCAAAUAUGGUCUUUAUGUUAAUCGGAAAUAAGUCCGAUCUCACUAAGAAGCGCGCUGUGAGUACUGAAGAAGGCGAGAAGUUUGCGAAUGAGAAUGGUUUGAUCUUCAUGGAGGUUUCGGCGAAGAGUGCAGAAAAUGUUGAUGAGGCGUUCAUAAAAACUGCUGGAAGAAUAUAUAAAAAGAUUGAAGAUGGAGAAAUUGAUGUCUUGAAUGAGAGUCAUGGAAUCCAAAUUGGAAUUGGUAGUAAACCGUCAGUUGCUAUGGAUCAUAAGGUCACUUUUGUUUAUGGUAGAAGCUGUUGCAAUAGUUGA
Vicia villosa (hairy vetch) is the source of this 639-nucleotide messenger RNA. Its product is annotated as ras-related protein RABB1c-like. Gene Ontology annotation, molecular function: GTP binding; GTPase activity. NCBI's taxonomy places the organism in Eukaryota, Viridiplantae, Streptophyta, Magnoliopsida, Fabales, Fabaceae. The record is from RefSeq and is a predicted model, not a curated record. The transcript has a single exon. The coding region runs from base 1 to 639 and encodes 212 amino acids. Gene Ontology annotation, cellular component: Golgi apparatus.